AUUAAACAAGCUUUUGAAUGGAGAGUAGGGGGGAGCUGUAUUAGGUGUGUCCCUGUUGCCAUGCCUGUGUGUGCUGCUCUCUUUGCUGUGUGGACAGCUGAUGGAGAAGACCUGAGUCCCUGGGAGGAUGGAGUUGUGGCUGCUCUGUGGCUCUGCUUGCUGCCCACCUGCAUGCUAACGGAGCACUCUGAUCGUGCUGUAGUGUGAAGCGCUGAAGGAGAAUUCCCUCCUCAGCUCAAGCAGUGACAUGCUCUGUGCCUGCACACCAGGAACUGUGGUUGCUCACAAGCCAGGGCUGGACUGGGCUGGUGAUCACAAGUGUGGAGAAGGGUGCAGAUGGGCUGUCCUGCAAUGCAGUACUGAACUACACGUGCGCUGCUGAGUCGUCUUGUGCAGAAACCUGAACCACGAUGCAUUUUGCAUACACCGCCAUUACUUCUUUUUCCCACCUUGGCCACAUUCAGAACUCAGAAGAUACUUUGCCGUCCUAGCAGAGCACGUUUACAGAUCCCAGGCGCCAGGUUUGGGCCCCGAUCACGCUUUCUUUCAGCAGCUGUGCUGCAGACGAGACGCGCGGCACGGAAUUUAGCGCUUGCUUCAUGAUGGGUUUGCAGAGCAGGGCUGAAUCUUUUUCCAGCCCAGUGAAGCCGUGUUUAGGUGGAACGCGCCCAGCAUUGUCCCGAACCCGCGGCCCCGCGGAGCAGCUCCCACCGCUGGCCACGAGGGGGCAGCAGCGCCGCGCCCAGCGCCUCCUACCCCCUCUUCCUCCCCCCCCUCCGCGCAGAGCGGCCGCUUCCGGCCCACGUGGGGCGCACGGGCACAUGGCCGCGAGUAUGGAGCCUACCGAGGACGUGGAGCGGCUCCUGAUCCAGUUCCGCGAUGAGACCGGCGAGCCGCUGGGUUCCCCCUUCGACGUGCCCGUCAGCAUCACGCCGGACAAGCUGCAGCUGGUGUGCAACGCGCUCCUGCAGCAGGAUGAGCCGGUGCCUUUGGCCUUCUUCUUCCACGAUGCUGAGAUCGUGGUUUCGCUGGAGAAGAGCUUGGCAGGGCAGGCAGUGGAAACGGAGAAGGUUCUCGACAUCAUCUACCAGCCGCAGGCCGUGUUCAGGGUGCGGGCGGUGACGCGCUGCACCAGCUCCCUGGAGGGACACACCGAGGCCGUCAUCUCUGUCGCCUUCAGCCCCACGGGAAAGUACCUGGCGAGCGGCUCUGGGGAUACCACCGUCCGCUUCUGGGACCUCAGCACGGAGACACCGCAGUUCACAGCCAAAGGUCACAGGCACUGGGUGCUCAGCAUCGCCUGGUCUCCUGAUGGCAAGAAGCUGGCCUCGGGCUGCAAAAACAGCCAGAUAUUUCUCUGGGACCCAGCCACCGGCAAUCAGAUCGGCCGCGUUCUCACUGGCCAUUCCAAAUGGAUCACGUGUCUGUGCUGGGAGCCGCUCCACAUAAACCCGGAGUGCCGCUACCUGGCGAGUGCUUCCAAGGAUGGCAGCAUCCGCAUCUGGGACACGCUGAUGGGCAGGUGUGACAAAAUCCUCACGGGCCACACGCAGUCGGUGACUUGUGUGAAGUGGGGCGGUGAUGGCUUGCUCUACUCCUCUUCCCAAGACAGAACUAUCAAAGUGUGGAGAAGCCAGGAUGGCAUCCUCUGCCGCACCUUGCAAGGCCACGCUCACUGGGUGAACACCAUGGCCCUUAGCACCGAUUAUGUUCUCCGCACUGGUGCCUUUGAACCUGCUGAAGCCACCAUCAACCCACAGGAUAUGAGCGGCUCCUUGGCAGAACUGAAGGACAAGGCACAGCAGAGGUAUGAUAAAGUCAGGGGCCAGGGACCAGAAAGGCUCGUCUCAGGUUCAGAUGAUUUCACACUGUUUCUUUGGAGGCCAGCAGAAGACAAGAAGCCACUGGAGAGAAUGACAGGUCACCAGGCAUUGAUUAACCAAGUCCUCUUCUCGCCAGACACCCGGAUAAUAGCCAGUGCUUCCUUUGACAAAUCAAUAAAGCUCUGGGAGGGCAGGACAGGAAAGUACCUGACGUCGCUGAGAGGACACGUCUCAGCCGUGUAUCAGAUCGCCUGGUCAGCCGACAGCCGCUUGCUGGUGAGUGGGAGCAGCGACAGCACGCUGAAGGUCUGGGAUGCGGAGACAAAGAAACUGGCCAUUGAUCUUCCUGGCCAUGCAGAUGAGGUUUUUGCAACAGAUUGGAGCCCAGAUGGACAGAGGGUAGCGAGUGGAGGGAAGGAUAAGUGUUUACGGAUAUGGCGUAGAUAGGAGCAGCGACACGAAGCCACCAGUCCUGGUCCUAAGCUGGCCUGCCCACUGGCUCAAUCUGUCUGGGAGAUCUGCAAGACGAUGGACAACGGAGGCUAUCCUGAACACAUCUCCUUGUUCCUGUCAGCUGCUGUCCCUCAUGGACUCUUUCCUUAUAUUUAUUUAAGGAAACUUUAUUUUCAGUUCUUAGUAAGAGCUAUGCUUUGCAGGAUCAUUUUCCUCUGAGCAUUACAAGAAUGAUAUCUCAUCUGCCUCCAUCCCAGCCUCCUUUUUAUUGACAUUUCAGCCUUAGUAGCCUCACCCUUUGAAAAAGAAAAGCACAGGGUGGGGACAUGUCAUGCUCUUCCUUCCCACGUGAAGAAUCCUGCAUGCAAGAAGGCUUUUAGUGGGAACUGAAAGGGUUGUCCUUAUGUGACCUUCAGAGAGGGAGAAGAGGAGGAAACUACACCACAUCAUUACAGUGCAGAAUUGUGCUCGGCUGCAUGCCUGAGACAGAGAUCUGCUGAGAACAUGGUCUCAGGGCUUCUCGUUAUUCCAGUACGGUUUUGCCUUUCCACACAGCCCGUUUACCCAUAAGCUGUGCCAAGCAUUAUCUGACAGUGAUUCUCCACAUCCACAGCAGCUAACUCAUAUGCCCAUCCAUUCAUCAUCAUCAUUCAUCCUGAGUGCAACAGGCAGCAGCAUCAAAUUGCUGCAAUAGCUGCAUAGAGUUUUCAGGUCUCGAUGGCUCUUUGAAAUGGGAAAAUGAAUCACUUGUGCCUUUGAACAGGGUGCUCGUUUCCCUUCCACUUCUGACUCGGGGAAGUAAGGAAGGGGUGGGGAGGGGGAAAGACGGAGCAGCAUUUUGGGUUUUGCAUGGCCCUUGCCCUGGAUAUGUGCUGACAGCAGGGCUGGGGCUGUCUCAGUAAAUGGCAAAACUUUUGUUGCACAGAA
Numida meleagris (helmeted guineafowl) is the source of this 3203-nucleotide messenger RNA. It is a transcript of the gene NLE1, whose product is annotated as notchless homolog 1. The record is from RefSeq and is a predicted model, not a curated record. Gene Ontology annotation, molecular function: protein binding. Gene Ontology annotation, biological process: Notch signaling pathway; ribosomal large subunit assembly. NCBI's taxonomy places the organism in Eukaryota, Metazoa, Chordata, Aves, Galliformes, Numididae. Gene Ontology annotation, cellular component: nucleolus.